This is a messenger RNA of Brienomyrus brachyistius, 1520 nucleotides long. Its product is annotated as amiloride-sensitive sodium channel subunit gamma-like. The coding region runs from base 1 to 1503 and encodes 500 amino acids. Gene Ontology annotation, molecular function: ligand-gated sodium channel activity. The transcript has 12 exons. NCBI's taxonomy places the organism in Eukaryota, Metazoa, Chordata, Actinopteri, Osteoglossiformes, Mormyridae. The record is from RefSeq and is a predicted model, not a curated record. Gene Ontology annotation, biological process: sodium ion transmembrane transport. Gene Ontology annotation, cellular component: membrane.
AUGGUUAUGCCACAUAAGAACAAACCGAGAGCAAAGGCUUUGUUGCUGGAGAUCAGGUCUGACAUCCAGCACACCACGGCACACGGGAUCCCGAACAUUUUCCGGGCUCGGCACUGGUUCCGGCGCUGGCUAUGGGCCUUAUUAGUCAUCUUCGCAUUUUGUUGUGCCUUCUGGCAGUGCAUGGAGAUGGUCAUGACCUUUUAUAGCUACCCAUCGCACGAGAAGAUCACUUUGAUCUCCAAUUCCAAGCUCAUGUUCCCCGCUGUCACCAUCUGCAACCUCAACAGCUUGAGACGGACGGCUUUGGAAAAGAACUUUGCUCUGAACAGCACUUUAUCGUGGAACAGGACUAGCUUCUCCAGCUCUGCCAGGGAUGCCAACCGCUGUGGUUUCUUCUCCAACAAAUUCGCCUCAGAGUUCAACAGGCUUUCAGAAGAGGAGAAACUGGACAUGGGACACCAGCUGGAGGACAUGCUGAUAUUUUGUACCUACCAUGGGCGACCAUGCAAUACCAGUUUCUUUUCAGGGUUUGUCAACUACAAGUUUGGGAACUGUUACACGUUCAACUCUCACAAGAACACAGACAUCCGGGGGAAGCCCAUCAACGGCGUGCCACUGAACACCACCAAAGCGGGAUUCACAUACGGGCUUCACAUGGAGCUGUUCAUCCAGCAGACUGAAUAUGUCAGGGACAUCACCCACUCCGCCGGCAUCCGCUUGCUGGUUCAUGACCAGCAUGCCACGCCCUUCCCAGAGGACGAGGGCGUCAACAUCCCACCGGGAACCGAGACGGACAUCGGCAUCACAAGGAUUGGAAUUAGACGACUGAAGCAUCCAUAUGGAAGCAACUGUACCGAUGGAGAGGGCAUUACCAAUUACUACCAUGAUCUGUAUGGCUCAAAAUACACCAGGGAGGCCUGCAAGCGCUCAUGUGCCCAGUAUAGUAUUAUGGAUGACUGUGGAUGCAGUCACUGGGAGUUUGCAGUUCCCCCGGGGAUGAAUUACCCAAAAUGCAAUUUGAGCUCAUCCACAACUCGACGAUGCUUGGAGCUAUACGAAUAUAAAUUUUCCCUUGACAUGUUACCGUGUCAUUGUCCUCUUCAGUGCAAAGAGGAGCUGUUCGACUUGACUGUGUCAGGAUCCCAGUGGCCGGCGACAGCCUACCUGGAUAAAUUCUCUAGUAAUCUCAGAAAUAAAGGGGAACAACUGCGUGCCAUUGCUGACAACCAGCAGAAAAUCCGAGAUAACCUGUUGAAAGUAGUGGUUUACUAUCAGAAAAUGAACUACGAACACAUUUCAGAAGAGCCGUCCAUCACGGACAUUGACCUGUUCUCCAAUGUCGGAGGCCUGGUGGGGCUCUGGGUGGGGGUGUCCCUCUGCACACUGGCCGAGUUCCUGGAGAUAGUUAUUAAUGUGGUUCUGACUAUGGCCCGCAGCUGCCUGGGUACAUCCACUCAGGGGCCGCCACCCCCAGCACUGAUGAUGGAAAGUCCUGCCAUAUAAACCAUUUAGAGAGGGAA